UUGAACUUUCAGGUGACCAUCUGCGUGAUUUCGGUAGAUCGAUAUCUGGCCGUGACACGACCACUUCGCUACAAAUCUUUGGUGACAAAGACCAAAGUUAUACUUGUUAUGAUAAUCAUAUGGACAUUUUCAUCGUCUAUACUGCUUACUACCGUUCGAUGGGAACAACCGCCGUGCUAUGAUGAUUCAAUUUGUUUUGCUGGGAACGAAAUUCGCUAUCUGGCACACAGUGUGGUGUUCGCCUUUUUUCUGCCAGCCUCGUCAUCCGACACGCUUCGGGUCCACUUUGGGAAGAACAGCGGCAUGGUGGAGCAUCAGCGUCGAGUUUUACGGACGCAUGAGCGCAUCGCGAAGACUCUUGGUGUCGUCUCGUGUUCCUUUCUCUUCUGCUGGUUACCAUUCUUCAGUCUCUACUUGACAAAUUACAAAUGCCAAGGAUGCAUCUCGCCGAUCGCCAUCGACCUUACCAGUUGGUUAGGUAUGUCACUGAUUUGA
Messenger RNA from Cooperia oncophora, 495 nucleotides. NCBI's taxonomy places the organism in Eukaryota, Metazoa, Nematoda, Chromadorea, Rhabditida, Trichostrongylidae. The record is from the annotation of a GenBank genome assembly.